This is a messenger RNA of Meriones unguiculatus (Mongolian gerbil), 4777 nucleotides long. It is a transcript of the gene Ctu1, whose product is annotated as cytosolic thiouridylase subunit 1. Gene Ontology annotation, molecular function: tRNA binding. NCBI's taxonomy places the organism in Eukaryota, Metazoa, Chordata, Mammalia, Rodentia, Muridae. Bases 2563 to 3711 code for a protein of 382 amino acids. The transcript is spliced from 3 exons. Gene Ontology annotation, biological process: tRNA wobble position uridine thiolation. Gene Ontology annotation, cellular component: mitochondrion; cytosolic tRNA wobble base thiouridylase complex. The record is from RefSeq and is a predicted model, not a curated record.
CGGGUCGGGCGGGCUUGGGGUUGUGGUGGCACGCUCGGAGAGCUGAAAGGCUCUCUAGAGAUUUGGCUCUCGCUUUUGUUUUCGUGUUCUGGCUCGGAUGCCUUUCUAGUCCUAUCUCUUGCCAGGCCCCUCUGUUCCCCUGGUGGUGACAGAUCAUCUGCCCCCAGUUAAAUACGUUUUGGAGACCCCUCUUCUGCCCUUUAGGAAAGUCAGCCACACGGAGGCACUCCUGGAACUCUCUUCGUAGAUCAGGCUAGCCUGGAACUUGCAGAAAUUCAGCUGCCUCUGCCUCCUGAGUGCUGGGAUUAAAGGCGUGCGCCACCACGCCUCCUAUUACUGGGGUUUGCUGCCUGUCUGUACACAGUUCUUUCCCCAUCGUCUCAGAUAGUUACAGUUAGCAUCAGCCAGGUUCACUCCAUCAGCUAGGGACCACUGAUGUGAUCUCCUGGCUUUCUGUUUCUGCCCAUAAGCUACUCCUCACAACAGCAACUCCCUUACAGGAUUAGAUGGCUGAGGACAGAGAGUGACUUUACACCCCACUCUGCAUAAACGCUGGGUAGAAGGCGGUGGCCACUCUCAGGGGACGGAUAAGCCAGGCAGAAGAGACAGAUUUCGUUGGCACUCGGGGUUUGAAAGGUCCCCUGGGAGGAUACUUAAUGGGCCUUUUGGAGGUCGAGCCUGGAAGCACCUCAGGCUGGUGAUUCUCAGGUUUGCUGGGCGGGGUUUGAGGAGAUGGAGUGUUGAAGCCCUGGGGAGAACCAGUCCAAGAGGAAGAAUAGACCCCAGAGCUGGGGAGUAAAUGUUUCAAGGGGUAUUGUUCAGCCACGAGGGAUAAGUGAGUCCUAAGGGCUGCUUGCUGGGCUCAGUGAUCAGCAAGAACUCUCUGGGCCAAAGGAAAGGGGUGUCCCUGGAUACUUGGGGGGAGGAGCCACAGGGCCUCACAGUCUGUCAGUCAGCAAGUGAAGGUCAGUGGGCUGGAUCUGUAGUGAGUGUAAAAGGGGAGGUCAAAGCAGAGAGACCAGUGACCCACACAGGCAUGCUGUGUUGGUGUUCUGAGGACAAGCAAAGAAAGAGGGCCACUCCAGAAUGUAAUCAGGCUCUGAGGCAGCUGAGAUGGCCAGCCUCGAUGAACUCAACAUUAGGGCUCUUUUUAUUUAGCAUUUACUUUAGGUUGUGACUCCUGUAGGGCAAUUGCUUUGGGGCAGCAGAAAAAAAAUAUACUUUAAAAUGAAAAAAAAAUUUUAAUUUAGUUAGCAUAACUAACUAGUAUGUGAGGCUUUUUUUGUUUUAUUUUGUUUUUACACAAAAGUUUUUUUUUGGGGGGGUAAAACAAGUUUCUCAUACCAAAGCCCCUAAUCUAAUCUGUACAUUUUAUAAAUGAAAACAUCAGGCCCCUGCAACUUUAGUCCUUAUUGUACACUGCUUGCAGUACCCAAUAAUGAGGGACAUUCCAGGUGUGCCAGGACUAUCUUGUGAGCAAAGUCAUGCAAAGACUGUAACACAUCUUCAGAAAAACAACUCUGUAGAUAAUAGAAGACAACUAUUCAUUCUGAUGUCUACCCUAGCUACAGUGAUUCUCCUAGUGCUGGCCAGGGAGUAGGUGUGAAGUGUCUGGCCUCUGGGUCUAUUCUGAAGCCACAGAAGGGUUGGCUGUACUCAUUUAGGGUUCUGAGCAGCAUGGAGUAGGAUGGAUUAGGGACAUUUGAAGGACAGGUCAAGACUGGACUUUGCAUUUUGAGCCCCAAACAAAGUAAGUGAUCAGGGUGGCCCUUGACACCAUGGCUAGUCUGAGCACCUCGGAGGGCAGAACUGAGCUGCAGAACACCAUUUGGUAAAAGGAAUCAGGCAUGUGGGGGGUUGAGAUGCUGGGUGGAGGAAUGAAUGACGCUGGUCUUGUCCCUGUGGAAGUUCCCGGUAGUAAACCCCAGUUGACAGAUAAUUUCGGCACAUCCCAGGAGCAGCCUGACCUGCUGGGAAUGGCAAGGGGCUACUGGAUAGUCCAAGCUGGAAAUGAGGUGGGGGGUGGGGAGAGGACUGAGCCCGGAGUUUGGCAGCUUCUGUGUCUGAAGGAGGGCACCGUGGGAUUAUGCAAUUAGGACCUCAUGGGUGUGUGUGGGGUUGUCCCAGUAUCUUACUUCCUCUACUAAAAUCCAAACGUCUGUAGCCCUCUGCUUCUGAGCAGCAGACGCUUCCGGGUUCUGGUCAGCCCCGGAAGUGGAGGUCAGUGGCACCUAAUCUGUCUUAUGAUCAAGGAUAUACCAAGAGUAUCCUCAAAAAUAAGCGACGGCACUCCAGUUCCUAAAACAGGCACAAUUCCAUUCUGUCUGUCCCUUGCAUGUCUUCCUCUUUGUCCCCCUGAAGCUCCAUCAUCAGGUUCUUGCUUUCUUGGUUCAGGAAGAAGCUGCCCUUCCCGAGGUCUCCCCUGUGUAAGGGUAGGACACCAUCUUCACAGCCGCCCCCGCAAGCAUAGAUUAUCCGUGUGACCCGAUUCUGUCUCCUCUCAGCUCUGAAGUGUGCACAUCCUGGCGUACACAUCCCAAGCGACCCACUUCUCUUCUUGUGAUGCCCGCCCCGACGUGCUCCUCCUGCCACACGGCCCGGGCCGCCCUCCGCCGCCCGCACUCCGGGCAGGCGCUGUGCGGCUCCUGCUUCUGCGGGGCCUUCGAGGCUGAGGUGCUGCACACGGUGCUGGCCGGGCGCCUGCUGCCGCAGGGCGCCGUGGUGGCCGUGGGCGCCUCCGGCGGCAAGGACUCCACGGUGCUGGCUCACGUGCUGCGCGAGCUGGCGCCGCGCCUGGGCAUCACGCUGCACCUGGUGGCCGUGGACGAGGGCAUCGGCGGCUACCGCGACGCGGCGCUGGAGGCCGUGCGCAGCCAGGCGGCGCGCUGGGACCUGCCGCUCACUAUCGUGGCCUACGCAGAUCUCUUCGGGGGCUGGACGAUGGAUGCUGUGGCCCGCAGCACCGCGGGCUCCGGCCGCAGCCGCUCCUGCUGCACCUUCUGCGGCGUGCUGCGGCGGCGUGCGCUGGAGGAGGGCGCUCGCCUCGUGGGAGCUACGCACAUCGUGACAGGCCACAACGCUGACGACAUGGCGGAGACGGUGCUCAUGAACUUCCUGCGUGGUGACGCCGGGCGGCUGGCCCGGGGUGGCGUGCUGGGCUCCACGGGCGAGGGGUGCGCCCUGCCCCGGUGCCGGCCUCUGCAGUUCGCCUCGCAGAAGGAGGUGGUGCUUUACGCGCACUUCCGCCGCCUGCGCUACUUCUCCGAGGAGUGUGUGUACGCCCCGGAGGCCUUCCGAGGUCACGCCCGCGACCUGCUCAAGCGCCUGGAGGCGGCCCGGCCCUCGGCUGUGCUGGACCUCGUGCACUCCGCCGAGCGCCUCGCUCUGGCCCCCGCUGCACGGCCUCCUCCUCCAGGCACCUGCUCCCGCUGCGGGGCGCUGGCUAGCCACACGCUCUGCCAGGCCUGUGCGCUCCUGGACGGCCUCAACCGAGGCCUGCCGCGCCUGGCCAUCGGCAAGGGCCGCCGUGUGCUGCAAGCCGAGCCGCCAGCAGCAGGCAACCCGAGUCAGGCCACCGGUAACCCUGGAGCCCCACCGAAACCCUGCUCCUGCAAGCAACCCACAGACGAAGCUGGCCUGUGCGGGGGUGGAGAGGACCGGCCAGGAGCCACCUGUGUCUUACAGAGUGACCCGAGCGCCGCUGCGGAGUGACCUGAGCCCUGCGCUCUACCUUGCCCUGCGUCCUGGGAAGUGAUUGUGCCCUGCAGUGCCCUGCGCCCCUGGAGGGAUUUGUGCGCCCUGCGCUUCCGGAGCGACUUGUGUCCUGUCGGACCUGCGCUCUGCUGGCUGCCCUGCUUCUCUGUGGAGUGGCUGCACCCUGUAGAUUUACUGUACAGUGCCCUGCAACCUGAGCCCUGUCAAGUGUCUACCCGGUGAAGGGACAUGCGCUGUCCAGCAACCUGAACCUUGAAGUUGAGGGAGCCCCAGGCUACCAGGUCUGAAGGAGAACAGACCAACAAUCAUGCAUUCCUGCACACCUCUGUGGGGUCUCUGUGGGCUUAGGAUAGCCCUGGCCCUCAGUUUUGUUUCUCCAAGUGAAGCAAACAAAGUCACGUGAGUAUUAGAAACAUAUUCACAAUCAUCACUGUGCCCCUUUCAUCAAGACUUAGCUCUUGCUCCUAAGGGAAUCAGAACGUUUAUUCUGAACCAGAUGGGAGCAUCCAUGGCUGGAUGACAGUUAAGCAUGAAUUGAGGUUGCCGCAGAAACACUGCUGCAGAAGCAGUUACACAAAUAUUUACAGCCCUAAAACAAUAAAAAGUCAUUAAUCAAGACAUGGGCCAAAUACACUGGGCGGACCUCAGACGGGCUCCAGCAAGGCUAGGGAAAUUCCUUCUGUGAGUCUCAUAGUAGCCGAUGCCCUUCUUAGCCUGUUGUCUGCUGAGUUCACACAUUCCAAACCAAAUUUCCGUGGUUUUCACGCGGUUGCUGGGUCACUGUCCUGGCCUUCCGUUUUUGUUUUUAUUUUGUCAGCUUGACACAGGUUGGGAUCGCCUGGGAAAAUGGCCUGUAGGCAAGCCUGUGUGGCAUUUUCUCAAUUGAUGGUUGAUGUGGAAGGCCGAGCCCACUGUGAGCAGUUCAGUCCCUAGGCAGGUGGUCCUGGGCUGCAGGCUGAGCAAGCCGGGCAGCAGUGUUCUCCGUGGCCUUGCCUUAGACCCUGCUCUGUAACGGAGUGUGACCCGAGAGAUGUAAGUUGAAAUAAAACCUUUCCUCCCCACA